This is a messenger RNA of Electrophorus electricus (electric eel), 3856 nucleotides long. RefSeq names its product XPA binding protein 2 (gene xab2). Gene Ontology annotation, biological process: generation of catalytic spliceosome for first transesterification step; mRNA splicing, via spliceosome. Gene Ontology annotation, cellular component: U2-type catalytic step 2 spliceosome; Prp19 complex; post-mRNA release spliceosomal complex. The record is from RefSeq and is a predicted model, not a curated record. Lineage: Eukaryota; Metazoa; Chordata; Actinopteri; Gymnotiformes; Gymnotidae. Gene Ontology annotation, molecular function: protein binding.
AGCUAGCCUAGCUGCGCUCACAACACGUUCAGCGGUAGCCGCUAGCCGUAUUGCUGUGUUAGUCUUGUUUAUAACACGAUUCUGAAGAGAAGACGAACAUGCCGGUUCUUAACGCAAAACCAGACGUUGUGUUUGAAGAAGAUGAUUUGCCAUACGAAGAAGAAAUAAUACGGAAUCCAUAUUCCGUCAAGUGCUGGAUGAGAUAUAUUGAGCACAAACAAAAUGGACCCAAGUCCGUACUUAAUAUGAUAUACGAACGAGCGCUUAAAGAGUUGCCUGGCAGUUACAAGUUGUGGUACAACUAUCUGAGAGAGAGGAGGAAGCAAGUUAAAGGAAAAUGCGUAACAGAUCCAGCAUAUGAAGAGAUCAAUAACUGCCACGAGAGAGCGCUGGUAUUCAUGCACAAGAUGCCGAGGAUAUGGCUGGAUUACUGUCAGUUCAUGGUGUCCCAGCGCAAAAUCACACGGAGCCGUCGGACGUUUGACCGUGCGCUCAGGGCCCUGCCCAUUACCCAGCAUUCCCGGAUUUGGCCCUUGUACCUCACCUUUGCUCGAAACCUACCCCUGCCUGAGACCGCCAUUCGUGUUUACCGCAGGUACCUCAAGCUUUCUCCAGAGAACGCGGAGGAGUACAUUGAUUAUCUGCGCUCUGUUGGCCGUCUGGAUGAAGCAGCAGUCCGCUUAGGGGCUGUGGUCAAUGAUGAAAACUUUGUCUCAAAGGAGGGGAAGUCAAACUACCAGCUCUGGCACGAGCUGUGCGACCUCAUCUCUCAGAACCCGGACAAGGUGACCUCGUUGAACGUGGGCGCCAUCAUCCGUGGUGGGCUCACUCGCUUCACAGACCAGUUGGGCAAGCUGUGGUGCUCCCUGGCCGAUUACUACAUCCGCAGCGGCCACUUUGAGAAGGCGCGGGAUGUGUACGAGGAGGCGAUCCAGACGGUGGUCACCGUCCGAGACUUCACGCAGGUGUUUGACAGCUACGCCCAGUUUGAGGAGAGCAUGAUUGCUGCCAAGAUGGAGACCACGUCGGAGAUGGGAAAUGACGAGGACGAUGACAUCGACCUGGAGUUGCGCUUGGCGCGGUUCGAGCAGCUCAUCACCCGGCGGCCGCUCUUACUGAACAGCGUGCUGCUGCGGCAGAACCCGCACAACGUUCACGAGUGGCACAAGAGGGUCAAACUCUACGAGGGCAACCCUCGACAGAUAAUCAACACCUACACGGAGGCCGUACAGACAGUGGACCCCGUGAAGGCCACGGGGAAGCCCCACUCCCUCUGGGUCGCCUUCGCCAGGUUCUACGAGGACAACGACCAGCUGGAUGAUGCCCGGACCAUCUUUGAGAAAGCCACCAAGGUUCAUUACAAGCAGGUGGAUGACCUGGCCGCAGUGUGGUGCGAAUACGGAGAGAUGGAGCUGCGGUACGAGAACUACGACCAGGCCCUCCGCAUCCUCAGGAAAGCCACUGCCAUCCCCUCAAGGAAAGCGGAGUACUUUGACGCAUCAGAACCGGUGCAGAAUCGAGUGUACAAAUCACUGAAGGUCUGGUCUAUGCUAGCAGAUCUGGAGGAGAGUCUCGGCACGUUCCAGUCAACAAAGGCAGUGUAUGACCGCAUUAUCGACCUCCGUAUCGCCACACCUCAGAUCAUCAUUAACUAUGCCAUGUUCCUCGAGGAACACAGUUACUUUGAGGAGAGCUUCAAGGCGUACGAGCGUGGCAUUGCGCUCUUCAGGUGGCCUAACGUCUAUGACAUCUGGAACACGUACCUCACCAAGUUCAUCGACCGCUACGGAGGCAAGAAGCUGGAAAGAGCACGGGACCUGUUUGAGCAGGCUCUGGAUGGGUGUCCGGCCAAGUUUGCCAAAACCAUCUACCUGCUGUACGCCAAGCUGGAGGAAGAGUUUGGCCUAGCCAGGCACGCCAUGGCCGUGUACGAGAGAGCCACGCAGGCUGUAGAGGCCGAAGAACGCCAUUACAUGUUCAACAUCUACAUAAAGAGGGCUGCAGAGAUCUACGGGGUCACCCACACCAGGUCCAUCUACCAGAAAGCCAUCGAGGUCCUUCCAGAUGAGCAUGCCCGAGACAUGUGUCUGCGCUUUGCUGACCUGGAGAGUAAACUUGGGGAGAUCGACCGGGCGAGGGCCAUCUACUCCUACUGCUCCCAGAUGUGUGACCCCAGGAUGACGGCCAAUUUCUGGCAGACGUGGAAGGAGUUUGAGAUUCGUCAUGGAAACGAGGACACGAUCCGCGAGAUGCUGCGCAUAAAGCGCAGCGUCCAGGCAACCUAUAACACACAAGUCAACUUCAUGUCCUCGCAGAUGCUCAAAGCGACCAGCAGCGCCACAGGCACGGUGUCAGACCUGGCCCCGGGUCAGAGUGGUGUGGAUGAUAUGAAGAUGUUGGAACAGAAGGCCCAGCUACUUGCUGCAGAGGCUGAACAGGACAAACCCAAACCCAAAGAGAAGAUCCUCUUUGUCAGGAGUGACGCGUCUCGUAGUGAACUUGCGGAACUGGCCAAGCAAGCCAACCCAGAUGAAAUUAACAUUGAUGAUGAGGAGGAGGAUGAAGACGGGGAUGAGGAACCAGACGAGGUACAGCUGGAGCAGAAGAGCGUCCCCACUGCCGUCUUUGGAGGGCUGAAGGAUGAGUGAAAGAUCACCAUUGAUGUUUUUGGCCACAAAUAAUGCAUCAUGGGUGUGAAAUCCCCUGUCCAGAAACAGAAGAUAUUUGCAAAAAAAAACAAAAAGGCAAAUGACUGGUCUGACGUGGUCAAGCCUUUGUGGACUUUGUAAGGUUGAGGUUAAAGAUUGUUGUUUUUCAUCUGUGCUGGUGUCCAGCAUUUUCAAAGUACCAGUUCAGAACACAAGAUGUCGCUCUUUCUCACAUUCACAAUUUACACAAGUUAGACUGGACACUAAAAUGUCACAUUUUUAAACACCAGUAAUGUUUGUUCUCUCUCUGCUUAUGUAAGACUAAUGAACUACUGCUACAUUACUAAACAUAAUGCGUUUUGGACAAGAUCUUCAGCACAGAAAUCAGGUGCCAGAGCUUGGCUUGCCAAGACUUGCAGUAUGCAAAACUGAAACAGUGGGGAGUUGGAAUACAUACAUGUGUGUGCCGAUCGUUGUGGGAUUGCUGUCAGCAGUAAUACGUUUUCGUUGUCAGCCUUCGUUUUUACUGCACACCAUUCCAUUCAUGUGAAAAUGGAAUUUAAUUUGAUGAAACUAUACCUUGAGAACGUUUUAAUGUGUCUUGUUUAUUCACCAGGCAUUUCUUUUAGAAGAUGCUAAAUCUCACAGAAUAAACAAAAAAAGUCACGUUCUCCCAUAAUUGGAUUAUCAUGGUUAAGUGAGCCAGUCCUACGGCGGUUAAAUUGUUGGUACAGGCGCAGUCUUCCUGACGACGUCCAAGGACAUAUGAGGUGGAGUUGAAAAUUAGGAUCUAGGGUACAGUAACUGCCUACAUUACGGCUUUAUUUUAACUUUCAAAAAUUGGAUUAUUUACGGUAAAACGGUUUAUUUUUCGUACGCAUUUCCCACUUAGAUAAAGUAAAACUCGGGACAGUUUCACGAAAUAUUUUCUAAUCUUUACAUGCAAAGUUGUCUAUUCCAGCGAAUUCAAGUGUUAUUAAAAUUCCGAGGUUAAUGCAGCCCUGAGUUUAGAGGCACUAUUUGUUACAAUAAAUGUGGAAUCAAGUCAUUCUAAUCAUGUCUGAAAUUUCAUAAAUAUACUUUUUGUAGGACUCAGGGUAAGUCACUCGGCGAUUUUCACAAAAUAUGACUGACAAACAACAGGAUAAAUUACUUUCAGGAAAACCCUUCUUAAAGACUUAAAGUGUUAAAUAAAUGGAGAAAUUUGA